AAUGUUUCAGCUCAAAAUGUGUUCAACGUUGACCGCGCUUGCACUAGCUUUAGUUGGGGAAAUUGUGCUGGUGAAGGCUAUAUACAUCAAACCGGACGUAGCCAACGGUGGCGAUGUAACGGAAAACAGUUUUCCCUACAUGGUGCAGAUCCAACAGUUUAUGGUGGUUAGCUACGUGCAUCACUGUGGCGGUACGCUGGUAACGUCCCGCUGCAUCCUUACCGCGGCACACUGUGCGGUGGAGUCGCUGAAGCUACGCGCGAUCGCCGGUACGGUGUGGCGCGAUUCCGAAACCCUGGGCCAGCGGAGACCGAUCGUGCGGCUGCUGGCGCACGAAAGCUACGUCCAGGACGGUACAACGCAACCGUACGAUAUCGCGCUGGCGCUGGUGGAGGAACCGUUCGAUGUGGAUGGUCGGGCGAUAGCGGUCAUUGCACUGAUGCCGGACUAUUACGACCCGCCCGGGGUGAUGGAUGUGCUCGGGUUCGGCAAGAUCGAUCAUGAUGACACGCUGCCCGAUCGGUUGCGGGUGGUCGAGUGCAGGCUGCAUGACGUCGAGGACUGCCAGAAGCAUCCGUCCGAAGGGACGCUGUGCGUGGGGAAUCCGGGUGCGACCGCCUGUCAGGGUGAUUCCGGUGGGCCCGUCGUCGGACGGAUCGAUGGGUCGGAUUGGUUGGUCGGGGUGGUAUCGUUCGGUAUGAAAUCGUGCGGCACCGGACCGAUCAUCUGUACCGAUGUGCACUUGUACAGGGAGUGGAUCGGGCAGAGAGUGUUUGAUUUAAGCGUGUGGAGCGAGGAGAACGAAGCCGACACAAUGAUUGAUGUGUAUGUUCAGCAUUACUUAUAAAUACAUUUAUUGGUACAAUCUGCUGGCGGUGACGGUUCGGCGGCCCCUUCACAAACACAAACCCUCUGCUGCUCAGUGGAGCGACAACUACACCACGGCUGCGCGUGUAAUUGUUAAUUGUAAAACAAGCAAUUCGACAGCACCACAAAACACAACACUCGAAUCGAUUUAAAUUGCCGACGAUUCGGCACAAUACAAACGGGCCUACCAAAGGACAUCGGGACCAUUUUCAGCGGAAUGUCCUUUUUACACACGCCGUGGAAGAGGACAUCACCCGGUAACGUAAUUAACCGCAUCGUAAAUGCCUCACCGAGCAGCUGCGUGAUAUAAAUUAAAUAAAGGAGCAAAGGUGGGUCAUACGACCUCCUCCCCCCCUUCCAACCACAGAA
Anopheles arabiensis is the source of this 1236-nucleotide messenger RNA. RefSeq names its product trypsin epsilon-like. Bases 2 to 847 code for a protein of 281 amino acids. The record is from RefSeq and is a predicted model, not a curated record. The transcript has 2 exons. Gene Ontology annotation, biological process: proteolysis. Gene Ontology annotation, molecular function: serine-type endopeptidase activity. NCBI's taxonomy places the organism in Eukaryota, Metazoa, Arthropoda, Insecta, Diptera, Culicidae.